AUGAUCGACCUAUGCAAGGUCGUGAGUGGACUGGAGCUGAGUCUGGAUGCCGAAGAGGCAAUGGCUUCUUAUUCGGAUGAUCUGGUUGACGCGAUAAUCGAUGGUAUCUGUAUGCAAACCAAAAUACGUGGUGAUCAUCGCAUAAUUGAGAAGGAUGUGUUGAAUUCGGUGCAGGCCGUGUCGUUUUUCCCGCCUAGAGUGGUUCCUCGGGCAACAUUGAAGAUCUUCUCACCAAAAGCAAUAUCAGGCGAUGGAGAACGACCAAACGCUGUUCGGGAAGCCCCUAACAUUACACAGAUUUCACUGAAACCCACUCAAACAGCCGUUCGACCACGUAAACAAGUAAUCGACGAAGCUCAAUUUCUUGAAGACAUUCGUAAAAUGAAGCCGAAAGAUACCCGAGAGCCUCAGAUCUUCUAUUCGCAUAAAUUGACGCUUGAAGCGAAAGACCUACAGCCACGAUUGGGAGCCGCAGCUAUCGCUGAGGCGACAGCUGCAAUGGAACGUCCUGCGAGGCAUUUCAUUGGGCGACCACAACCUCUGAUUACUGAAGAUCGAGGCUGCGUUCAGCCUGAACUUACAACCUAUAAUAGGUAUCGAAAUUAUCUGGGUAUUACUGGUCCGAUGCCUAACAUCAAGCCCAACAUAGGUCCUUUGACGAAACUUCCUGCCUACUUACAAGCUUUGCAACAGAGAAAUGAAAUGCUGGGAUUGGCUUCUGUUGCUAAUACUGCUAAACAGGCUCCUGCUCAAUCUCAGUCCUUGAAUCGUCCCGCUCAGCCUCGACCCUUGAAUCGUCCCGCUCAGACUCAAUCCUUGAAUCGUCCGGCUCAACCACUUUCAAUAAACCGUCCUGCUCAGCAGCCGAUACGUGCUGGUCCAACUCAGCAUCCAUAUCAGUACUCUCAACAAACACCACUGCGGCCUCCACAGAGUUUUCCGAUGCCUAUGAAUGCGGGUCAAGCAUUCCAACAAAUGCCUCCUCAAAACGCUGCUCAUGCUGUCCAAAGGUUUCAUCAACAACAGCGUCGUGAGAGAUGGGUUGAUGAGCUGGAGCGUUCCGCCCUCAUGUCACCCACACCGCCGCUCAGCGAACGCAGCCUUCGUCUACGUGGAGUAGGCAACAGAGCGGUUGGGUCUGUAGAAACUCCACCGGGGACGCCUGCCCCCACUCGAGAGUUGACGCCACCGGACGAUAACGAAUGGGAGACGGUUGAUGGACCGGUGGAUCAUGUCGACUGUGCUGAGUACUAUAUGCGAGUGAAUAGCGGCGUCAAAGGAAAGAAGGCGGGUUCUGAACCAGUGAUGCCUGUAGAGGUCUCGCGAGCAGAGGGGAGAGGCCAAGAACAAGGUGUAGUGCAGCCGCAUAGUAAUCAGAGCAGGAAAAUUAUCCGACCCAAACCACCUGCACAUUUUUCGGCCAAAGAGGCAGAAAUGUUUGAAAAAUGUGUGAAGAUGCUAGAAAUGAUAGCUCUGAGUGGUAGUCAAGAAGAACCCUAA
This is a messenger RNA of Haemonchus placei, 1500 nucleotides long. The record is from the annotation of a GenBank genome assembly. NCBI's taxonomy places the organism in Eukaryota, Metazoa, Nematoda, Chromadorea, Rhabditida, Trichostrongylidae.